This is a messenger RNA of Malurus melanocephalus (red-backed fairy wren), 4309 nucleotides long. RefSeq names its product TBC1 domain family member 4 (gene TBC1D4). NCBI's taxonomy places the organism in Eukaryota, Metazoa, Chordata, Aves, Passeriformes, Maluridae. Bases 374 to 4225 code for a protein of 1283 amino acids. The record is from RefSeq and is a predicted model, not a curated record. The transcript is spliced from 20 exons.
ACCGGGCAGAACGCAGCGCGGAGUGGAGCCCACGCUGUAUUUGCCUUUGGGACCCGGGCUGGCGGGGUUGUCCCGCUCCUGAGCCGGGGGUGCUCSGGGCGCGCAGCCUGCUCGGGGCGUAUCCCCGAGGCUCCUCCCCAGGGCGUUGAGGAGGAGGAGAAGGAGGAGGAGAAGGAGUGGGGAGUCUCGGCCGUCCUUCCCCGCCCCGCGGGCUGACCCCGCGCGGGCAGGCAAGAGGCGGCGCGGCGGCAGGGACGUGCCCGGCGGGAUGCGCGCUUAGCGGCGGCCCYGGCCGAGCGCAGGCCCCGCCGGCUGCACCUGGCGCCGGGGGAAGCGGCCGCGGAGCGCCGCGUCCUGCGCCCUGACACYCACCAUGGAGAAGCGAGGGGAGGGCGAGCCGCUCUCCCACCCCUUGGAGCCCGAGCCCGAGCCGCAGCCGGCGCCGCCGGGGGAGAAACGCUUCAGGUUGUGGUACGUGGGCUCGUCCUGCCUGGACAGGCGGACCACGCUGCCCAUGCUGCCCUGGCUGGUGGCCGAGAUCCGCCGCCGCGGCCAGCGGCAGGAGCCCGGCGGUGGCCCGGGCAGCGGGGUGCCGGCCCGCGAGGUGCUGCUGCUCCUGGGCUCGCCCACGCUGCGCUGCGUGCCCGCCAGCCCCGGCCCCGCCGCCGGCCCCGGCCGCCCCGCCAGCCCCGCGCCCGCCGUCUUCAUCUUCGAGCACAAGGCGCAGCACAUCACCCGCUUCAUCCACAACAGCCACGACCUCACCUAUUUCGCCUACCUGAUCAAGGCGCARCCCGACAACCCCGACUCCCCCAUGGUUUGCCAUGUCUUCCGGGCCACCGACCCCAACCAGGUUCCUGAUGUCAUCAGCAGCAUAMGACAAGUCUCCAAAGCAGCACUGAAAGAAGAUGCCAAACCAAGUAAGGAUAGUGAAGAUGCCUUCUAUGACUCUCAAAAAUUUGAGGUCUUGUACUGUGGAAAGGUGACAGUGGCUCACAAGAAAGCUCCCUCCUCACUAAUAGACGACUGCAUAGAGAAAUUCAGCCUUCAUGAGCGCCAGCGCCUGAAACUGUUGAACGAGCAGCGGAAUAAUGAGUCGAGUUUGGAUCUGCCCCUGUGUGAAGAAAGCUCUCCAGCUUCUCCCUUGGAUAGCCCAUUUGAGGAGCUGGASAGCCCAAACAGCACCUCAGGCCAUGCUCCAAUGUUUACAAUUGGCAGCCAGACCAACCUGACCAACCUGGCCAGCACUCGCGGCUSCUUUCCAGAGAGGAUUUUGGAGGACUCUGGCUUUGAUGAGCAGCAGGAGUUUCGCUCCCGGUGCAGCAGCGUCACUGCAGGGAUGCCGAGAAGGGUUCAUGACACAAACCUGAAAACACAGUCCCGCAGGAGACACGCCAGUGCACCCAGUCACGUUCAGCCCUCUGAUUCUGAGAAGAACAGGACAAUGUUGUUCCAGGUUGGAAGGUUUGAAGUUAACCUCAUCAGUCCAGACACCAAAUCUGUUGUGCUUGAAAAGAAUUUUAAAGAUAUCUCCUCAUGCUCUCAGGGUAUAAAACACGUUGAUCACUUUGGUUUCAUUUGCCGGGAGUCUGUGGARCCUGGGUUAAGCCAGUAUGUUUGCUAUGUGUUCCAGUGUGCAAGUGAGUCUCUGGUUGAUGAGGUAAUGCUGACCCUGAAACAAGCCUUCAGCACUGCUGCAGCUCUKCAAAGUGCCAAGACACAAAUUAAACUGUGUGAGGCCUGCCCUAUGCAUUCAUUGCACAAACUUUGUGAAAGAAUUGAAGGACUCUAUCCACCAAGAGCCAAACUUGUAAUUCAGAGACAUUUGUCAUCACUAACUGAUAAUGAGCAAGCAGACAUUUUUGAACGUGUUCAGAAAAUGAAGCCUGACAAUGACCAGGAAGAAAAUGAACUUGUGAUCUUGCAUCUCCGUCAGCUCUGUGAGACUAAGCAGAAAACRCACAUUCACAUUGGUGAAGCGCCAUCGGUCAUUUCUAACAGUGCGAUUCCAGAAAGCACGACCAGUGGUGGCAGGUUUAAACUUGACAUUCUGAAAAACAAGGCAAAGAAAUCCUUGACUAGCUCUCUGGAAAAUAUCUUCUCAAGGGGAGCCAACAGAAUGCGAGGCCGCCUGGGAAGUGUGGACAGCUUUGAGCGCUGCAGCAACCUUGCAUCUGACAGAGACACUUCGCCGGGCGAUUCCCCGCCAGCUACUCCUCCGGCGUCCCCCGUGUCCUCGGCGUGGCAGACGUUUCCCGAGGAAGGCUCGGACUCCCCUCAGUUCAGGAGGCGGGCGCACACCUUCAGCCACCCUCCCUCGAGUGCCAGACGGAGGAUAACCUUCCAGAACGGCCGGUCCCAGAGCGCCCGCUCCCCGCUGCUGCGGCAGAACUGCGUGGAGGCGCCCAGUCCUGUGGUCGGGGUUCGGCGCGCUCUCAGUGAGAGUGAAUCUGCACCUGGUCUCCCCUCCUCUCUCUCUGCCCCUUCUUUCCUGAAAAGCUUUUACCAGGGCUCAGGAAGGUUGCUCCAGCACUCAGAAAGUGACCUCUCCAAGAGUGAUGGGGAGGGAAAGAAAAGAACAUCAACCUUCUGCAGCAGUGAAUCUCUAAAUGCUGUGGGGGCCACGCUCACACCUCGCCGCAUCUCCUGGCGGCGGAGAAUAUUCCUGCAGGUAGCUUCACCUAUGAAUAAAUCUCCUUCCAAGAUGCAGCAUCCAGAUGGUCAUGACGGAAGUGAGUUGUUACCCUUAUCCCCUCUUGCUCCACCCCUGGAGGAGGACCCUCUUGUUCUAGUAUUGCAAAAUGAGGAUGGUCCAGAUAAAACUGGAGAGAGGAAAAACUCAGAAGAACUACAAAGUCUGUGGAGAAAAGCCAUCCAUCAACAAAUUCUGUUACUUCGAAUGGAAAAAGAAAACCAGAAGCUGGAAGCAAGCAGAGAUGAGCUCCAAUCAAGAAAAGUAAAACUGGACUAUGAUGAAGUUGGCACAUGUCAGAAAGAUGCCAUAAAUAUUUGGGAUAAGAAGCUGCUAAACUGCAGAGCCAAAAUCCGAUGUGACAUGGAAGAUAUUCAUUCCACUUUAAAAGAAGGUGUACCAAAAAGUCGUCGGGGAGAAAUUUGGCAGUUUUUGGCUGUGCAACACCGAGUCAGGCACAGGCUGCCAAACAAGCAGCAGCCUCCUGACAUCUCUUACAAAGAACUUCUGAAACAACUGACUGCUCAACAGCAYGCCAUCCUUGUAGACCUAGGACGGACAUUCCCUACACAUCCUUACUUUUCCACCCACCUGGGAGCAGGACAGCUGUCACUCUUUAAUCUCUUGAAAGCGUAUUCUUUGCUGGACAAAGAAGUGGGUUAUUGUCAAGGUAUAAGCUUUGUAGCUGGAGUUCUGCUCCUCCAUAUGAGUGAAGAACAGGCCUUUGAAAUGCUGAAAUUCCUCAUGUAUGACCUUGGCUUCCGCAAACAGUACAGGCCAGACAUGAUGUCGCUACAGAUUCAGAUGUAUCAGCUCUCAAGGCUUCUACAUGAUUAUCACAGAGACCUGUAUAAUCAUCUCGAAGAAAAUGAAAUCAGUCCCAGUCUUUAUGCUGCACCAUGGUUCCUUACACUCUUCGCAUCUCAGUUUCCAUUAGGAUUUGUUGCCAGAGUAUUUGACAUUAUUUUUCUUCAAGGAACAGAAGUCAUAUUCAAAGUAGCAUUGAGCCUACUCAGCAGUCAAGAGACAUCUAUAAUGGGAUGUGAAAGUUUUGAGAACAUUGUUGAUUUUCUUAAAACCACUAUUCCAGAUAUGACUAAGCCUCAAAUGGAAAAAAUUAUUACACAGGUAUUUGAGAUGGAUAUUUCAAAACAGCUCCAUGCCUAUGAAGUAGAGUACCAUGUUCUUCAGGAUGAACUGCAGGAAAAUGUGAGUCCCUGUGAUGAAGGYGAACCCCUGGAGAAGUUGGAGAGGGCAAACAAUCAUCUGAAGAGGCAAAACAUGGAUUUGUUGGAGAAGCUACAGGUUGCUCAUGCUAAAAUUCAGAGUCUGGAAGCCAGCCUGGAGACUGUAUUGACGCGAGAGAACAAAAUGAAGACUGUAAUUCAGUCCCUGGAACAGGAGAAGAUAACAUAUCAAAAGACUCUCGAGCAGAUAGUGAAAUAUUUGCCAGCGGAAGUGUUGUCUGACUGUGAACUUCUCCUGAAGGAAGUAAACUACAACCCAAAUAAUAAAAUAUGGAGUAAGCCAUAAACCAAGAUUUUCUAGGCAGCAUUUCUUAAAAAAAAAAAAAAAAAAAGGGAAAGAAGAAAUGAGUACGCUGCUUUCAAUAGCUAC